UGCACGCCGCCAUGGACGCGCGCGCCACCACCCGCCUGCGGACCAUCCUGGGCCACCUCGGCCGCCCCGAGGCCCGGGACGUCGUAUCCUUGGACGUCGUAGCACACCCCACUUCUGGGACUGUUUCUCCCACCAGUUUCCAUCCUCAACAAUUCCAGUUUACUUUGGAUAACAGCAUCCUAAGCCUGGAGCAGAGACAAUUUUAUGAAGAAAAUGGUUUUCUUGUCAUUAAAAAUCUGGUAUCUGAUGAGGAUAUCCAGCGCUUCAGGGAUGAAUUUGAAAAAAUCUGUAGGAAAGAAGUGAAGCAGGAUGGAUUGAUAGUAAUGAAGGACGUGUCCAUUUCAAAGUUGCAACUUGGUCUAAGUGAGAAAGUGGUCACCAAGAUUCAGGAUUUCCAGGAAGACCCGGAGCUCUUCAGAUACUGCACACUUCCCCAGAUCCUGAAGUAUGUGGAGUGUUUCACUGGACCCAAUAUUAUGGCCAUGCACACCAUGCUGAUAAACAAGCCGCCUGAUACUGGCAAGAAGACAUCCCGGCAUCCCUUGCACCAGGAUCUGCACUACUUCCCCUUCAGGCCCAGCAAUCACAUUGUUUGUGCGUGGACCGCCAUGGAGCAUAUUGACCGGAACAACGGUUGUCUGGUUGUGCUUCCAGGCACCCACAAAGGCUCCCUGAAACCCCAUGAUUACCCGAAGUGGGAGGGAGGGGUUAACAAAAUGUACCAUGGGAUCCAGGACUACGAUGAGAACAGUGCCCGAGUGCACCUCGUGAUGGAGAAGGGAGACACUGUUUUCUUUCACCCCUUGCUCAUCCAUGGAUCUGGACGGAACAAAACUCAAGGGUUCCGGAAGGCAAUUUCCUGCCACUUUGCCAGCUCCAACUGCCACUACAUCGAUGUGAAGGGCACCAGUCAAGAAAACAUCGAGAAAGAAGUCGUGGAGAUUGCAGCUAAGUUUUAUGGAACUCCAAGUAACAUCAGCCUUAAGGAUAUUUGGACAUUUCGGUCCCGGCUUGUGAAAGGAGAAAGAAUCAACCUUUGAAAACAGCCCUACCAUGUCACUUUGUCAGAGGAAAUCAAAGCAAGCCAAGGAAUCCAAGGGAAAUGCUUUCUCAUUGGAGUGAUGUUAUCUUGUCUCUCACUUGGUAAAGAAUGUAGGAACCAUGUGCUGGGGACGGGUGUGGAGUUAAUUUUGCAUUGCAGUUUUAUUGCUUUAAUGGAGGUGAAAUGAUGUGGCUAAAUAUUAUUCUGAGAAAAACUAACUGGGUUCAACUAAUAAAAGUGAUGGGUGUAUA
Molecule: messenger RNA, 1293 nt
Organism: Dipodomys spectabilis (banner-tailed kangaroo rat)
Lineage: Eukaryota; Metazoa; Chordata; Mammalia; Rodentia; Heteromyidae
Gene: Phyh
Product: phytanoyl-CoA 2-hydroxylase
Exons: 9
Coding region: 12-1040 (342 amino acids)
Biological process (GO): fatty acid alpha-oxidation
Molecular function (GO): phytanoyl-CoA dioxygenase activity
Source: RefSeq, a predicted model, not a curated record